This is a messenger RNA of Nerophis lumbriciformis (worm pipefish), 4179 nucleotides long. RefSeq names its product supervillin-like. Gene Ontology annotation, cellular component: cytoplasm; actin cytoskeleton. Lineage: Eukaryota; Metazoa; Chordata; Actinopteri; Syngnathiformes; Syngnathidae. The record is from RefSeq and is a predicted model, not a curated record. Gene Ontology annotation, molecular function: phosphatidylinositol-4,5-bisphosphate binding; actin filament binding. Gene Ontology annotation, biological process: actin polymerization or depolymerization; actin filament severing; barbed-end actin filament capping.
ACAGUUCUUGAAUCAAAGCAGUCCCUCCUCCUGUUACAUCACUGCUGCUACCCCACAGGCAGCUGCUGUCUCCAUCCAUAUUUAACGCACAUUACUUAGACAUGAACGCUUGCUCCACUCUUACACCGGUUGCAAAGGUCCGUUUGGGGGAAUGCCUUUCGUACGAGGGUCCGUUUAUUUCCCCGCUAUAGUAUGCAGUUUGCAUGCGGCUGGCAGCUGAUGACAUAGACAAGUCAAAGGUUAUCCAGAAGACUUCAGACACAAAGACUUACACUUCCAAGAUGUCUCUUAUAAAGGAUCAGGAGGAUGGGAGCAGUGCCAAGAUUCGAGGACACCCUCAGCCAAUCAGUAGUGAUGAAUAGGAAACUCCUGCAGGCAAAGACAUGGAAGACACUACAGAUGAGCCUUCAGUGAAGGAGCAACAGCAACAUGAAGCUCGGGAAGAAAUAAAGGCCGCUUCACUCCAGCGCCAAGACUCUGAGCCACGAGGCAUUAAGGGAAUCCUGAAGAAAAGCCACUCCACUAGUGUGGAGUCUGACCAAAGCGAAGGCUCGACGCAAGACUGUACGCCGGUCCGACAAAGCAACGUCAUCCUCAGCCGCCCUAAAAGCGAGGAGGAUGAGGAGUUGGAAGAGGAUGAGGAAGAUGAGGGAGACUUGGAGGACGAUAAUGAGGAAAUCGACGACGACGAGUCGUUACUGGACGACAUCACGGACGGAGGGGACUUCGGCAUCCAGAGGCGGCGGAGUGAGCGCAGCAGCGGUAGCAGCUGCAGCCGCGGGAGUUUGGAGGAGAUGCGCAGUCCUUCGUCGGACGAGAGCCUGGAGAUGACCUCCACAGUGUCUGAAGACACAGAGGAGCUAGAUAGUCUGGACGGGAGCCAUGGUUCCUCUAUCAAACAGAGACUAGCAGAGUUCAACAGUGGUGACAGCGAGAAGAAGGAGUUGACAAAGAAGCCUAAGCCUGUUGAGGCGGUCCACACAUCGCUAGCCGAUCGCUUCAACCAGCUUCAUGAUGCUGAGAACGCCUGGAAGAAAAAGAAAUCAGGCAUGGAGACGACGCCCAAGGUGUCGCUGGCCGAGAGGAUGAAGGUCCUGAAGGACAAGGAGGAGCUGUGGAAGAAUAAAGGCAAAGGUGCUGCCAACGAUUCCAGUCAGUUCACCGUAGCAGGACGCAUGGCCAAAAAAGUGGCCAAACACUCCAACCUGGCUGACGUAGCCCUUGCAGGCCUGGCCAGCAAAGAAAACUUCCGCAAGGUCAACCUGCGUAGCGCCAAGUCGACCGAUGUUGUCACCAACAACAGCACGCUGCCCUUCAACAAGCUCAUGCUCAUACGCAUCAAAGGUCGGAGGCACGUGCAGGUGCGCCUGGUGGAGCCCACCUCCAAAUCUCUCAACAGCGGCGACUGCUUCCUCCUCAUCACGCCCAAGCAGUGCUUCAUGUGGAGCGGCGAGUUUGCCAACGUCAUUGAGAAGGCAAAGGCGUCGGAGAUGGCGUCCUUCGUCCAGGCCAAGAGGGACCUUGGAUGCCGAGCCUCUCAGGUGACAGUGCUGGAGGAGGGCAUCAACACAGACAGCAAAUGGGCCAAAGAGUUUUGGAGUCUGCUUGGAGGAAAGAGCCAGUAUAGAGGAGCAGGAGAGCCAGAGGAGGAUGAGCUGUAUGAGAGCGGAGUGUUGGACUCCAGCGGGGUCUACAGACUCCAGGGAGACAAGCUGGUGCCGGACGAAGACGCCUGGGCCUCCAUCCCGAGUGUCUCCUUGCUCGACUCCAAAGAGGUUUUGGUGUUUGAUUUUGGCAGCGAGGUGUACGUGUGGCACGGCAAGGACGUGUCUUUGGGAGACAGAAAGGUGGCAGUCAAAUUGGGCAAGCAGCUCUACAGCGGCAGCUACGACUACAGCAGCUGCAGGGUUAACCCGUUUGAUGCCUCCUGCACGAAUAACGAAGUACCACAGCAAGGAGAGAGCCGUCCAAGCUGGACUCUGUUUGGUCGUCUGUCGGAACACAACGAGACGUCCCUGUUCAGAGAGAAAUUCCUGGACUGGGCCGAGAGAAAGAAGGAGGAGGCAGCCGUAACGGAGGAAGUCAAGAGCCCGGUCCACUCCAGUGUCCGCUCGUCGCCCGAACUGGACCUGCAGCCAUGCGAAGCCAGAGCGCUGCUGGACAACGAACCGGAGCCAGUUAAAACCGUCCUGGAAGGGGUGGACGUCCAGCGGGGGCACGGCGUGGUGAGGACCGAAGACCGCAGGCAAGCGGAGUUAGCCACAGUGGCCGUUGACGCCUGGCAUAUUAAAGAAUACGGUGAAGAGGAGGUGCCUGAAGAGAGUCUUGGACAGCUCCACGAAGGAGAUGCUUACAUCAUCCGCUGGAAGUACUCCAUCACCACACUCGUGGGGAAGCGACAGAAACCAGGAGAGCUGAGUGCCGGUGCUCCAGGGAGGGAAAGGACAGCUUGCUUCUUCUGGCAAGUCCUCCAGUCCAGCGUGAGCGAGAAGGGAACCUCUGCCCUUAAGACAGUAGAGCUGGGUAACUUCAGAGGCUCACAAGUUCUGGUGACUCAGGGAAAAGAGCCCCCGUGCUUCCUCCAGCUGUUCCAGGGCGGUUUGAUCAUCCACAAGGGCAGUCGAGAGGACUCUGUCAAAACCUCCGCAGUUUGGAGGUUGUUCUGCGUCCGCGGUGAGGCGGACGUGGAGGCCAUGCUGGUGGAGGUGGACUGCCACAGCGCCAGCCUGCGCUCGCGGGCCGUUCUGGUCUUGCUUCACGCUCGGGAUGGCCGUCUCUACGUGUGGCGAGGAUGUAAAGUGCAUGCCGGCGCCAUGCAAGUGGCUAAGAGGGCUGUGGACCUUCUAAGCCAGAGGUGUCCGUCUGAGUUGGGUCUGAAAAGCAGCAGCCGGGUAAAGGCGGAGGAGAUUGAGGAAGGAGCUGAGCCUGCAGAAUUCCUGAAGGUUCUUAGCGUGCAGGACAGGAAGUCCUACGAUUGCAUGCUUCAAGACCCAGGGAAGUACAAUUACACCCCGAGGCUGUUCCGCCUGGGUGCCAGUUCUGGUGUCUUCGAAGGGGAGGAGUAUCUGUAUCCUGCUAGGGUGACGGAGGGCGUCAUGGCCAUGCCUUUCCUGCAGGAGAACCUCUACUCCGCCCAGCAGCCCGCACUGUUCCUGCUGGACAACCGCAUGGAGGUGUACCUUUGGCAGGGCUGGCAGCCGGAAGAGGAGCAGUGCACGGGCUCGGCAAAGAUGCGCUGGGACAACGAGAGGAAGUGUGCCAUGGAGACGACGCUGCAGUACUGCAAAGGUCGGGUUGCGGGGGCAGCAGCCUAAGCAGAGAAGCCCAGACUUCCCUCUCCCCAGCCACUUCGUCCAGCUCUUCUCGGGGGAUCCCGAAGCGUUCCCAGGCCAGCCGGCUGACAUAGUCUUCCCAAUGUGUCCUGGGGCUUCCCCGUGGCCUCCUGCCGGUCGGACUUGCCCUAACGAAAAAAACAAUUAAAAUGUAUUCAAACACAACUCCUAAACCAAACAUGUGAAAUGUCUAAAAUGCCUGCAAUAUUGAAUCUAUGUGAGUUUUACUAGAAUCAGUUGUUUUUGUAAGGUUUGCAAAUACAAAAAUUAGGUUUAACACUUAAUGACAGUAUAACUGCCACACUCAAUUUGACAGUUAUUAAAACAUAAGUCCUAAACUACACAUGAACAUUUUCUAAUAAUGCAUGAAGAAAUGUAUCUUUUGUGAGUUUUACUAGUAACAUUUUCUUUUGUAAGCAUUGCAAAGACACAAGUUAGUUUGUUUUACUCACUAUGACUUUACUGUCACACUCAAUAUGACAGUUAUUUAAACAUAAAUUCUAAACCGCACAUGCAAAAUGGCUAAUAAUGCCUGUAGAAAUGUAUCUUUGAGUUUUACUGGGAAAAAUAUUUUGUAAGGUUUGUAAAGACACAAGUUAUGUUUUUUUUUACUCAAUAUGACAGUAUUACUGUAAUACUAAAUAUGAAAGUUAUAUAAACACAACUCCAAAACCAAACGUGCAUUAUGUCUAAAAAUGCCUGUGAUAUUGUAUCUGUGAGUUUUACUAGAAUCAAUUGUUUUUGUAAGGUUUGCAAAUACAAAAUUUAGGUUUUACUCACUAUGACAGUUAUUUAAACAUAAAUCCUAAACAACAAAUGCAAAUAGCUAAUAAUGCUUGGAGAACUG